Cooperia oncophora is the source of this 465-nucleotide messenger RNA. The record is from the annotation of a GenBank genome assembly. NCBI's taxonomy places the organism in Eukaryota, Metazoa, Nematoda, Chromadorea, Rhabditida, Trichostrongylidae.
AUGCACACCGAUAGGACACCCGCACCGAGAACACAGGGGCAAGGAUUAGGGCAGCACGAAACCAAUCCACCGAAGCUCCCUACCAUUCCCAUCCCGAAUUUCGAUGGAAAAAUAUGGGAAUAUGACAACUUUUGGACGCUCUUUCAAGAUAAUUGCGCUCCGGGAGAAGCUCGUGAACUAAUAAAGCGAUACCCAGUCACAGACGACAAUUAUAUGUUGGCAAUUGAUCUCAUAAAAAAGAAGUAUGGCAACAAGGCGGAACUCGUGAGGGUACUGCAGAAACGCCUGGACAACGCGAAAGCAGACAAACCCUCGACCCAAGGGCAAAGGAAGCUACUGGAAUAUAUCAUUCCCCUGGUUAUGCAGCUACACAAAUUAGAAGUGAAUCUGGACGGCUCGUACAACACCCAAAAAGUGUUGUCCAAGUUUACACCUAGAAUCCAACGCAAGAUCCUUGAGGACUAA